Messenger RNA from Aspergillus niger, 150 nucleotides. RefSeq lists its product as hypothetical. The record is from RefSeq and is a predicted model, not a curated record. The coding region runs from base 1 to 150 and encodes 49 amino acids. Lineage: Eukaryota; Fungi; Ascomycota; Eurotiomycetes; Eurotiales; Aspergillaceae. The transcript is spliced from 2 exons.
AUGACAGGUGCGAUUCAACUGAGACAAGAAAGUAACGUAAACUCGUGGUCGACGGUCGGUGCAGGAGAAGUGAGGUUGAGCGAAGGCUAUGAAAAGAGAGAAGAGGUAGAAACACUUGAUGAAGUGGCUUACCAAGACGAGCUGGAGUGA